AUUGUCGCCGCGGGACUUUUCUCAAUGGUUCAGGGAGCGAUAGAUAGUGUGGCCGUCCAUCCAAUAAACCUCCGCUCUCCCCUCCCCACCCCUGCGGUGCUCCCGGUUCUGACACAAGAGACAAAAACCGCGGAGAGGACUAUGAAUGGUAAAGCACCGAGGAGGCAGAGGGAGAGCAAAAAGGAGGCGGUGAGCCUUUGUAGUCGGGGAGGAAUGCGGAAAUGUCCCCGCUCCGUGUCAAACCUCUCUGAAGGGGGUCAGGCCACAUUCAGCCGGCGUGGGAAAGCCAGGCAGAGACGGAGCUCACACAGGCAAGCGGGGCUGCAGUUGCAUAGGCCUAUCCGGGGAUAUAUGGAAAAAAGAGAAGAAGAAAGAAAGAAGAAAACCCAAAGAAGAGCGUGGUUUUGGAGGGGUAGCCUAUAUCACGCGUUUGCCUUUGUUCUGUGACCCCCUACCCCCCAUCUCCACCCCCCACCAUCCCAAAAAAAAAAAAAAAAAAAAAAAGUUGAAGCAUUGCAUGUGCCAACUCUUUUCUGUGAGUAUGCCUUUGUGAGAAACUCUGGCUCGUCACCCUCGCCGGGAUUCCCCGUAAUAUUUUCAACAAGAGAGGACAUAAAAAGACACAUCUGCAAAAAUGGACAAAGAAAGUAUUAGUACUCAGUAUGAGCCUGUGGCCGAGAUUGGAGAAGGCGCGUACGGGAAAGUGUACAAGGCGAGAGAUUUGAAGAACGGGGGACGUUUUGUCGCCCUAAAAAGAGUUCGGGUCCAGACGGAGGAGGAAGGGAUGCCUCUCUCCACCAUCCGGGAGGUGGCGGUACUGAGGCAGCUUGAAGCCUUCGAGCACCCCAAUGUUGUCAGGUUGUUUGAUGUAUGUACUGUGUCUCGGACUGACCGUGAGACCAAACUCACCCUGGUCUUUGAGCAUGUGGACCAGGACCUGACCACCUACCUAGAGAAAGCCCCUGACCCUGGAGUGCCGCCUGAAACCAUCAAGGAUAUGAUGUACCAGUUGCUCCAGGGGCUGGACUUCCUGCACUCGCACCGCGUGGUUCACCGUGACCUGAAGCCCCAGAAUAUCCUGGUCACCAGCGGAGGACAGAUCAAGCUGGCCGACUUCGGCCUCGCCCGCAUCUACAGCUUCCAGAUGGCGCUCACCUCUGUGGUGGUGACACUGUGGUACCGAGCCCCAGAGGUACUGCUACAGUCCAGUUAUGCCACACCGGUAGACCUGUGGAGCGUCGGCUGCAUCUUCGCCGAAAUGUUCAGAAGAAGACCUCUGUUUCGAGGAAACUCAGAUGUUGAUCAGCUGGGGAAAAUUUUUGAUGUUGUUGGAGUACCUUCAGCCGAAGACUGGCCCCAGGAGGUUGCCCUACCACAGAGUGCCUUCACCCCCCGGCCCCCUAAGCCAAUAGAAGACUUGGUUCCAGAUAUGGAUGAGCAAGGAAAGUCCCUUCUGUUGCAAUUCCUGGCCUUCAACCCUUCCAGAAGGAUAUCGGCCUUUGCUGCGCUGACCCACCCUUACUUCCACAGCAUAGACAGCCACAGUAGAAGUGUGUACGCAGCCCAACCCAUCCCCAGCAACAAGUCCACUAUGGAGGAGAGGGCUGCCUGAAAGUCCCCUUCAACCCUAAUCACCCCAUGCAAAGGUCUAAGAAAGGACUAAGAGUGAGAGGGUGAACGGAGCAGACGGAAAGAGAAUAAGAGAUAGAGACUAUGCCCACCCUCCCCUAAAAAGAAUGCACAAAAGCUAUCUUCCUUCCAUGAACUGAUGGAUUGUAAUUGCUGCUUUUAGUCUGUUAAGUCCAAUAUAUGCUUCUGCGUAGAAUCUACGCUAUAGGUACAGUGUAGCUGUGUACCAUAUGCCGUAGGUUACGCUGUAGCCUGACGUACACCUCUCCAAAAAUGUACUCACACGUCAUGGCGAUGCAGGCCGCAACAACUGUGAUUGGUCAGCUUGGUAGCAUCGCAUUUCCUCCAACGCAUUUCCAGCUGCUGCUUCUUCUUCAUCUCUUCUUCUUCACCAUCCAGCUAGGUAAACCAUGGACCAAAUGAAGAGGAAAUUAAAUGAGCAUGUUCGCAAACAUGAACAUUUGUACGGCUCAACUUCACAACAUUUUGUUGCAUGGAUUUCAGUAAAAGCAACUGUUCUUCAACAUUUACUAGCUCCAACUCCGACUGUUCUUCAACAUUUAUGAGUUCCAACUCCGACAUGAUCCACGCAGUUACAGUUGCCAUUGCUUGAAGUGCAGGAAGACAUUUCUGCUCCUGUCUACGAGAAACUCAACACGGUAGCAUGGAAACCCUACCACCAACUAGCAGCAUGGUGGUGUAAUUGCAGAGUGAUGCAGACAUACCAGCGCACAAGUAUAAAUGUUCUCAACAGUGUAGGCCACUUGCGUACACUAUGGUGUAGGCUCUGCGUAGAUUCUACGCAGAAGCAUGAAUUGGCCUUUAAAUGUCGACGAUUGAUUGACUAUGUAAACAAUGCAAAGAGACACAGAAUGACUGGUAGUGGUGGAUGGAUGGACUCGAGAGGCCGUGAAACAGAGGCCUCUAUGUGACCAGUGUUCAGCUAGGCAAGAGCCUGUUGAUGGUGGGCCGGAUCAGCCAAGAGCCUGGGUGGUCAGCAUGGAUCUCGCCUGCAUUUAUGUUUACCAUGGGUGCGUGUACAAAGACUUGUGUGCACAUACAGUACAAGCACGGCAGAUAUGUACACAACAUUUAGUGCAUGCACUAGCAUAAACAUACUAGUCUACACACACACACACGCACGCACACACGCACACACACACACACACACACACGCACACACACACACACACACACACACACACACCACACGCACACACACACACACCACACGCACACACACACACACACACACACACACCAAUAGAAACAUCUUAAGGCAUCAGAAGCCAGCCACACACUGCCAAGUCAUGACUUAUCAUUCCAGUUCUACUCAUAUUUUAUCACUGCCACCUUCAGGAUAUCCUGAGUAACUGCAGACCAGUAGCAGGAUUCUAAUGGUUCUGCAGCUCUGAAGACUUUUAAUAUAGAGUCCAGCUUCCAAUAAGAGGAGACUGCUUCAUUAUGGGCUGGUAUCAGUGUUGACACAAUGAUGAAAGAUAACAGGCCUCAGAAUUUGGUAUCACUCACAUGGUGCUUAUCACUUGCUUUUAAGCGGCUCUCAUGUGCAUUUAGCAUUAUUAAAUAUGAAUAUUAUUUACUAUCCUGAUGAUAUAAUACACAGGAUUAAGAUGUAGAGGUAAGGCUGGCUUUACAAGGUGCAAAUGAAAUGCAACUGGACUUUUUUGCCAUGUUAAAGACCCAACUAAUAAAAAUCAUGAAUUGUAUUUGCAUCAUCAUUUGGAAUGUUCCACAUGAGUUUGAUGACAUUUUAAUGGCAAAAGUUUCUUUUGCAACCUGCAACUAAAUGACAUAUAAGUUACACUGUGUAAAGCCAGCCUAAAACACUCACCAGCACUAUUGAACAUUAAAGUACAUUUGACACAGAAUUGUGUCACCAAUAUUGUGUAUUUAAUUUUAAAUUUUAUUGACAGGUCUUAGUUGCUUGUUCUCAUCCAAGUGUUACUUGAUUUUAAAGAUGCUGGGGCAAAAAAAUAUUGAUAACACUUUAUUUUAGGGUAUACUUAGUAGCCAUCAAUUAGUUGUUUAUUAUUGUAAAUAUUAGUAAUUUCUUGGGUCUAUAUUAAUUAUUAAUUAUUAUUAAUCACUUAUUAACUUCUCAUUUUGCAUGCCUUGCACACACCAUAAGCUAAUAGGAGCCCAUUAUUAAUGGUCAGUUGUUACACCUGAAUUAAACUCUUUAUAUUGGCUCAGCAUGGGGCUAGUAAGGAACUAAUUGGACAACAAAAGUUGCUCUCUCCUGUGCUAAGACUCAAUUAUUCAAUUUAAUUCAUGUCUUUACACAGAAGCGUAGAUGUUAACUGUUUCCAGUUACCUACAAAUACUGGUGUGUCAUCACGCAGAAUUUAGUUCUCAUUUUCCAAUCUAAACCCCUCCUUACUAGCCUUAUACUGAGCAGGUUAAAAUCAGAUGUAACUACUUACUUACUAUCCAUUUGUAAGCAUUAAUUAUGGGCACUUAGUUAAUGUGUACAAAAUGUGGAGCUAAUAGAUAGUUAAUAAUGAUUAAUACAAACCUAGUAAGUUAUUAAUACUCACCUUAAUAAACAACUAAUUAAUGGUGAAUAGGUGAACCAUAAAAUGGAGUGUUACCAAAUUAUUUUAUACCAAUUACACCAAGUCUUUUGGAUGAUUAUAGAAUCUGUGCGAGGAAAGUUUGACAGAAUAAGGAAUGUACAAAGGAGCGGCAUUGGUACUGUACAGUAUAUAGUGCUAACUAAAUACAAGCUGUAAUGAUAGAUAGCUUGGAGUUUGAUACGUGCAUUAUGAGUUCAUAGACAUGUCGUAGUAACGGGUAGAAGUAGAGUAGCGAUGGUCAGUGAAAUGUUGUCAGGCAAGAGUAUUUUGUCUAUUGGAAAUGUUGAGGCAGGGCAGUUGGAUUCCGUGGGUAUUGAACAGAAAAUUUGCUUUAUUUUGGAUCAAGAAUGACUCUGAAAUUUACUGUGGUUUUAAUAAUGAAAUGCACAAAUAUUUUGUGUAGUUUUUUUUUUUUUUUUUUUUUUUUUUUUUUACAGUGACAUCACUUUUAACUUUUGUCAAAGCAAGUCAGCAAAGGGGAGUUGUAUUUUUGUGUGUAGUAUUUCUUGCAGAACAGUAACAUACUUAACACUGGUUUACUUUUUCUUAACAGGUAGUGCUGCUAGCACACACACACACACACACUCACUCACUUUCUCAGGUUCUUGGUAUGGAUGUCCGAGCCUUCCGGACACAGUUUGCACAUCCUUGGGUUUCUAACUGACUACAUCCCAACUCCUUCAGGUUUUCUUUCACGCUGUCCCAUGGUCAUGUCAUUGGUCAUAGUCUACUGUCAUAGCCUAUUUAUCAAAUAAAUGUUACUGAGAAGUCAUUACUGUCUGAAGAUAACUGCCUGUAUCUGUCUUCACCAUGGAAGCAACUGUUGUCAUUGCUGGGAGACAAAUACACAAAAUAUAAUCACAGACGAUUAUCAGCUCAACUAAGCACUGUGUGAAUUUUCUCUUCAAAUGAGGACAACUUGUAUCUGUUGUCAGUGGUGCAUACAAUGCAAUCUCAAAGUACUAUAGUUAAGCGUAAAAGUUUGUAUUGGGAGAGAGAGGUUUAUAGUCCUAAUCAUAAACUUACUAUUGUAGUCUCCAUAGACUUGAAACAAUCACUGUACACCCAGGUAUGCUUUUCUUAUCAUCACUUAACUGGUUUGAAAUUUCAUCCAUUUGAGUCUCAGUACGAGAGACCAAAGUCCACUGUAGAGCUUUUAGAAGUUUCACCUUUUUGAAACCAACUAAGCUUCAUAUACACCAUAUAUAAUUCAAGUUACACAUAUGCGUCUGUGUCACAUUUGUGUUUAGCCUAUGAAUUACAGACAGUCUAGGAACAAUACUGAAAACUAGGCAGCGUAUUCUACAGUGUAUUUUGCAUACUUUACACAAAAGAAUGAAAGUAAAGGCAACAAAUUAGAAGAAUACGUCACUGAUGCAGGUUUUGUAUUGGAUGUCCAGAAUUCAGUAAUUUUACACACAACCAUGGCAUUAUGCUUUCAUAUGAAUGCAGGCAUCGGUGGCUUGUUUUGUGUUGUACCAGUUGAAUAAAAAGCAGCUUUGUAAA
Molecule: messenger RNA, 5732 nt
Organism: Myripristis murdjan (pinecone soldierfish)
Lineage: Eukaryota; Metazoa; Chordata; Actinopteri; Holocentriformes; Holocentridae
Gene: cdk6
Product: cyclin dependent kinase 6
Exons: 8
Coding region: 635-1612 (325 amino acids)
Biological process (GO): regulation of G2/M transition of mitotic cell cycle; regulation of gene expression; signal transduction
Cellular component (GO): nucleus; cytoplasm; cyclin-dependent protein kinase holoenzyme complex
Molecular function (GO): ATP binding; cyclin-dependent protein serine/threonine kinase activity; cyclin binding
Source: RefSeq, a predicted model, not a curated record